UCGAGGAGCAUCUGGCUCAAGCUUUGUUGCCCGCAGCUUGGAUCUCCAAGCUUGCACUGCACCGUACUGGCACCGAUGGCAACUCUUGAUGACGGCUACACCGAGUGGUUCGACAUGUUUGGCCAGAAGGCGGACGUCAUUUUACUAUGCGGUGUCGCAUUGGCGCUGAUUGGCACUUGUGCCUUCAUGUACGAGAUGUACUCUCUUGUUGGUCGCUAUCCUGACCAGCCCCCUGCAUGGGCGACCUUCGAGAACCUGAUCAAGCACUUUCCGAACUCGCAAAAGAUGACUUGCCUUGACUUCUACUUAGGGUCUGAUCUGAUAUGUUUGGCAUUGCUGCCUGAACUGAAGAGCCGAUCGCGUGCGUUUCUGUUUUUUACCGGACUUACUUGUAUCUGCUUAAUCGUCGUAAUCGGGUUCGGACACGUCUGUCCACACGUGUGCCGCAUGAUCCGCAAGAGGCCCGCAGCGAAUGCCACGGAGUUCCGCGGUGACACUAUUUUUCUGGAUUUCACGGUCCCGAUGUCCGAGGUGUGCGUCAAAGCCUUAGCUCAGAUCUCGUUGUUCAGUGUGUACGUCGUUGGGCUCUAUGACGCGUUGAUACGCCCUACGGUUGACAUCAGUUUGACAUAUUGGGCAAUUUCGAUUGUAGCGGUUCAGUUCUACAUGUUCAAUGCCGAUCCUCAGACUAGCAGGUCGACCUAUAUUUCAUCUGCCCAUUUAAUCGAAGAAGUGUUUUCUCGUGGUAGAGAACACACUUGUUUCGUGAGGACUGGAGAGGCUGAGUGGAUUCGCCCGCCAAGACCGAGCAUGAUCCUUCGGUGUAUCCUCCAUUUUGUGGUGAACGGUGUUGGAUUUGUUCUGAUAUGGUUGACGGUGCCGUUGUUGGUGUCAUACUCCGAGUCACCUCUUGACUAUCUUAUGAAUUUAUUCGCGGUGACAUUUCUCACCCAACUCGAUGAUGCCACCGAAGCGCAGACGUUCCAGAUCAGAUUUCAAAUUGGUUGCGACAACGUGCCCUGUUCGAUCGAAGAGCGAAGGCCACGCAAGCAAAUGUUGUCGGAACACCGAAGGAGUGCAACAAUUCCGUCCAUCGAAUCGGGCACCGCUGAAUCGGAGCUGGAAAGCUUGAGACAUCGCCUCGCAGUGCUAGAGGCCAAAUUUGGGUCUUCAUGAUGACUCUCAGCCAGGCUAUUCUGCGAAGCUUUGCACGCCGCGAUUGUGCAACUUUGAUUCGUUGGUCCGCGAUCGACACAAGUUCAACCAGGCGGGCUCUGCAUUGGUGGCAUUCGCCCACGCUUGACACCAAUUCAAGCAGGUUGGACAGCAUUGCAAGCGAAUUCGGCUCCGCUGCAGCAGCGGGGCAUGGCCCUCUGCACUGCUCAGCCGAAGCAGAGCAGUGUGUCCUGGCCUCUCUCUCGAAUAUCUGGACCACAGAGCUGGCGUUGGCGGUCGAUUGCAGUGUUAGUACGUACUCGUAGUGAAGGAUUCACGACGUCCUACGCGACGCGAACACAGGGCCGAUCACCUGCGUGCCUAUCGAUACGCCUGGGGCUCGUAACAAGAAUUAUGAGACCUGUGCUCGACUCCGGCCUAAGCCCGGCAUCCGCGAUCUGUCUGAAGAGUAACGUUGUCUUCGCACCGCCAGAGCCCAGUGGGAGCGUGUUGCUUGCUUCUCCUCCUCGCCUCCUUCUCCUCAUUGUCCUACGGAUAAUUCGCCUCCAUGGUGCAUUCACUUACUGCUUGGGGUCCACGCUGGCAAAAUUACGCUAUUUCAGCGGAGCCUCAGGCCCUUUCUGUGUUGUGCGACUCUUUCACUUUUGUGGUAAUGGCAUGUGCGUUUAAUCUUGACGUUCGCGGGCAUGAGCGGAGCAGGCGCCGCCAACGCUCGGGCAGAUCACCUGCAUCCCCCGGGUAGAUAACCCGCAGUCUCCGAGGCGGAUGAUUUCGAUUGCGAUUGUGCGCAUCGUGUCUCGUGCCGAGACUCCGUCCGACUUUCCUCUCCGCGCUCCCUCGUCUCUUGUUGGCCCCUGAUGGCUUGCCGUCAGUCCCUCUUCGCGAAUUCGUCGACACAAGUUCAACCAGGCGGGCUCUGCAUUGGUGGCAUUCGCCCACGCUUGACACCAAUUCAAGCAGUUUGGACAGCAUUGCAAGCGAAUUCAGCUCUGCUGCAGCAGCGGGGCAUGGCCCUCUGCACUGCUCAGCCGAAGUAGAGCAGUGUGUCCUGGCCUGUCUCUCGAAUAUCUGGACCGCAGCGCUGGCGUUGGCGGUCGAUCGCAGUGCCAGUGCGUUGUCGUAGUGAAGGAUUCACGACGUCCUACGCGACGCGAACACAGGGCCGAUCACCUGCGUGCCUAUCGAUACGCCUGGGGCUCGUAACAAGAGUUAUGAGACCUGUGCUCGACUCCGGCCUAAGCCCGGCAUCCGCGAUCUGUCUGAAGAGUAACGUUGUCCUCGCGUCGCCAGAGCCCAGUGGGAGCAAAACAAA
This is a messenger RNA of Prorocentrum cordatum, 2488 nucleotides long. NCBI's taxonomy places the organism in Eukaryota, Dinophyceae, Prorocentrales, Prorocentraceae. The record is from the annotation of a GenBank genome assembly.